Messenger RNA from Symbiodinium natans, 8469 nucleotides. The record is from the annotation of a GenBank genome assembly. NCBI's taxonomy places the organism in Eukaryota, Dinophyceae, Suessiales, Symbiodiniaceae.
AUGGCUUCGAAUCCCUCUGCAUCACAUAACCACCGGUCUCCAACCGGACAGGUUAUGAGCCCAAUGAUGCCACAGGCGGAGGGCGAGCAAGGAACACAAGGACCUGGACGUUCAGCUGGCACUAUGGGAACAGCAAGUGGGCUGGCGAACUAUGGUACCCUGAAUCCUGGCAGGGCCGAUCAGCAACAGAUGGUACCAAUGAUGAACGGUGUGCAGCCAAGUGGAGUGGGUGUUUCUGGCCGUAUGGAUGAACAACCAACGUUAACCGGACCUGGAGCGACGACAACCGGACUGGACGCGAGCACGCACGAUCCUACGAGGGCUCAGCAGCAGGUGACCCACGUCUCGGCCCCAUCGGAUCGACCGACUCAAGCAACUGAACAGCAUCAGCUACCUGUAGCACCACAGCUCCGCUUGGUGGAUAACAGCCAGGAGGUUGAGGAUGAUUCCCGGUCCUUGGCGAUGAUUCCCCAUGGGGCGCAACAUCAUCCUGGGACUUUGCAAGCAAUGGCUCAGUUGGAUGAACAGAGGAGUGCUUUGGUUUCAGCUGUCCAGUUGAGAGCAAGGAGAAUGGUCCAGAUGGCGGGCUACGAUCCAGAAGGUGGAGAGCGAUUACCAGAAGAAGUGAGUGAAGAGCAUAUGGUGUGGCACGAGCGACUACGUGGACUGUUCCGAAGACGGGCGGUGGAACCCAUGAGGGAAACUGCUCAGAUCGUUAGAACUAGAACUACACCUAUGAGCUCGCCGGCAUCGUGGUAUUCUCAACAGACUCCACAUGCAGAACCCUCUGGACCUACUGGAUCACUGCUCGAUCCAAUGACGCGCCAAGCCAUGAGUGAGUGGACGCAGCGAACAUCGUUGAUUCAACCAGGACCGACUGGUGCUCCGAGCCAGUCAUCAGGUGAUUCGGUGUCACCGGAAGCGGUUCAGGAGGAGGUCCGAAAGCAGGUGCAGCUGGCACUUCAAGGAAGGGACCAAAGGGUCCAACAGCUCCAGGAAGAGAACGAUGGCCUUCGUCAAGUUCUCCAGGAGCUCCUUCAAGCCACUCCUCAGCUACGGGGAGAUGGGGUUGGUCGUGCAACGGAACUACGAGGAGAUCGCUUUGGGCUUGGGGCAAAUGAGACUCCAACAACUCAAAGGAUGAGUGGGGAUGUUCGACAACUUCGUCAAGGGGUCCCUGAACCUGAGGUGGUGGUAUCUUCAGCGGCAACCGCAUCUUCAGCCCCGCCUGGUUUAGAAGCCUAUCGUAGAGAAGGUGAUGGUCAGGAAAGGAGGGUUUCGUUUGAGUUGCCCAGUGGUGAAUUGGGCGGUGGUGCUACACAAACCAGUACAGGGAAGCCAACCAACCCACUGGCCCAUCAUCCUCCAGGAGAACAAGUUCUGCAGAUGGCCGAGAAUGAGAGCGUCAAGGGGAACAUUCGACCUGAAGGGGAUGGUGUUCGUGAUGAUGGUCGUAGUGAUGCGGCCAGUGGUGGAAAGAAGGAAAGUGAUCCGCUGCAGUUGUUGGCUCACGGAAUCCAACAACUACAGCUUCUACAGAUGAAGAAGGAAGGCCAAGAUCCUGAGCUCUUGAAAGGGACGAUUGAGUUGCCGAAGAUGCCAGAGGCCUAUGUGGAUACCAGCGCUGUGGCCUUCUUGGAAUGGAUGUAUGAGACGGGCCAGUUGAUUGGACCCCUUACCGAUAAGGCUGGCAGCUGGUGGGAGGCAGUGACGAACCUGGCAAUCCAAGCGUACCAGGCCUACCAGACCGAGACUCCUCUCCAAAGGCUGAAGAUCAGGGCCAAUGACAACGAGUUCGUGGACGAUGUAAAAUGGCUCAGGUUGGAGAAAAGGGUGAUGGGGCUCUUGCUUCAGGCGAUGCCUCCACAGAUUAAGGCCGAGAUCAUGAUGCUACGGAUCGACAAGGCGAAGGACUGUGUGUUCAAGCUGCACACGAUCUAUGCACCAGGAGGCACAUCGGAGAGGGCAUCACUGAUACGACAGCUGGAGUUCAUUCCGACUUCCGAUAGUCCACUGGAGUUGAUAAGCGCGCUAAGGAAGUGGAAGAAGUUGGUCACAAGAGCGGGAGAGAUGGGGGUGAGCUUGCCGGAUGGUUCAGUUCUUUUGAUGGCCAUUGAUGGAGCUGCCAAGAAGAUCGUGGAGGCGAAUAAGGACAUGGCUUUCAAGCUGAACAUGGCGAAGCAAGAACUUCAGCUGCCAUACAGGCCCUUUUUGACCUCAGUCCUGACCUACUCGGACCACCUUUUGGCAGAGCUCCAGCAGGCGAUCCCGUUGACUCGUGGAGAGCAACCAAAGUUGAAGGGAAUUACAACGGAGUCAAGUCCAACGAGCCCGACAGGAAGUCCAUCGAAGGGUCAGAAGGCGCCGUGCAAGUUCUGGAAUGGGACAGAGGGGUGUCGUCGUGGAACGACAUGUAAGUUCUCACAUGCCUUCACUUCAAAGGCUUCAAAGGAGGACAAACGCUCAAGAUGUUGGAGUUGUGGGUCGAAGAAUCAUCGUCAGUCGGAGUGCCCUGUCAGGCAAUCUGGGGAAAAGCCAACCUCACCACCUCCGAUGGCAGCGAUGACAACCUCGAGCCAACAGCCUCCCUUACCUCUACAAGAACAACCUGAAUUGGGAGCCAACCAACCUCAAUCAGUCCCAGCCUCUGCGGGAACGACGGCAACCACCUCCUCAGGAUCCUCCUCGGCAGCUUCGACCGUCCUCUUCCAGGAUCCACCACCGCCUCAAACUGCAGAGAUCAGGGAUUUGGCUGAACAAUUCCUGGCGAAGAUCCGUAGGUUAGCGCCACUUCAAGUCCAAACGGAUGAAUCCAUUGCCUCGGUGAACCUCUUCUUGAAGAGUCAGGGCCUGGACAAGGAGGGUGUGGCUCUACUGGACAGUGGAGCCACGCAUGCUUUCAGAGCGGCAAAGUCGGAAGAUGAGAUCCAACGGUCGACAAGGGUCUCAGUGCAGUUAGCGGACGGUCGUGUGGUGAGGCUCAGACAAACGGUCUCGGGAACAUUGCUGCCAGAGACGAUGGAGGGCGAAACAGGCACUAUAGUCCCUCUUGGAAACCUAGUACAAUCCCUGGGGUGUAGUCUUCAGUGGAACCGGAAAAGGGGCCUCCAGGUUUUCCACCCGGAGUAUGGCCUCCUACCUACCAAGCUCGUGGGAAAUUGUCCUGUCUUGCGGGAAACGGAGGCCUUAGACUUGAUCGGCGAGCUGGAGGAGGCCGAGCUCAAACGGUUACAACGCCAGACCUUGGAGGGCACGGUGGCAGUGCUGCAGCCUAACCCAGAGGGCGUCACCUGGGAGGAGCACCUGGACGAGUUCAUACAAACGGGGUCCCGCCAAUCUUUGAGGAGGGCAAUGUUGGACCCGGAUUUCCCAUUAGGCCCAUGCACCGAGACGGAGAUCUUGAAGAUGGUUGGAUCCAAUGACUACGACUUCUCAGACCGGGAGGGCGCUAAGAUGAUGAGGGGUUUGCCAAUGAACCGGGCCAACCGAAGGGCCAUGAUGAACUCCAGAUGGAUGGUGCACCUGUUCAGUGGAAUGGAUAAUGGUCGGGAGGUGGAAAGCGAUGCUUUGUUCUCGUUGAAGAUUGACAUCGUGAAGUCCAAGGGGUUCAACCUGAUGAACAAUCCGGCGGUCAUGAAGACACUCCUGCGGGCGGCAGCACGAGGUCAAUUGGAGGGACUAUAUGGAGGCCCUCCCCGACAAGGAGACAACAGUGAGCUUCUCAUGAAAAUGUUCUGGCUGGUCUGGAUUGUGGGCCAACGAGGUUCAAAGUUUCAUGGGGUGCGACCGACCUUUGUGGCGAUGGAACAGCCAGGUACCGGAAGUUUCUGGAAGGAUAUGGCAUGGACUAAGAUCCGGGAGACAUUCGGGCUUAUGGCCAUCGAGAUGAACCCUGAUGAGGGACAACUUCCCUACAUCCUUGCGACCAACCUGGACGUGGAGGGACAGGUCAUUAACCCUGAGCGCUGGGAGGAAGAACAGAAUGCCAUAGGGAGGCCGCCAUCAAAUUGGUCAACAGCUCUGAAGGAGGAGAUCUACAAGGGCAUGAAGCUUUGGAGGACCAAUGGUGGAAGAGGGAUAUCUUGGAGGCAGCUGGCGAGAAUGAUGAAACCCCAGGAGAUGACCGAGAAGGAGAUCAAGCAUUGUGGGAGGACCAUGUCCGAGCGGGGCACGUUCCCUACGAUCGCAGGACCCUUCAGAGUCAAGGGUGAAACCGCAGAUGCCCAGCACUACAGGUACCUCCUGGUGGGAGCAUACUGCCAUCCUCGCUUGGAGUCGUCCACGGAAGGCAAGCGAGCCAACACGGAGGUCGAAGAGCCAAAGGAUGACGACCCUUUGGAGGACUUAGGGCUUGGAGUGGAUGACGACGACCCGAUGGAGGAGAUACCAACACAACUGCCGAAAGAUGAACCAAUGGACGAACAUCAGAGGGAGCUGAACGAACGAUUCAGAAUGAUCUACCAGCACAUCGGCGACGACAUCGAGUACCAGACCCUGGACUUUGUGAAGCCAAUGAAAACCCAGGAUGGGCUACCGCUGACUAGGGUGCAUUCGGAUAGGGGUCGUGAACUUCAAGGUCACCCUUUGAGAGCAUGGCUAUCUGAAAGAGAUGUCCUGGUAACAACGGCAGAGUCACAGCAGCCUCGACAGAAUGGAAGAGCUGAAGCCCUGGUGAAGAGACUGAAAACACGCUGCCGGACACUCCUCAGAAGUUCGGGGCUGCCACGAACAUGUUGGCCAUUAGCGGCUUGUUUUGCUGCGAAACAGCAGCGUGACCUUGCUCUUGGUCGACGGGAGGACAAGGAUCUCACCUUCGGCACGACCACCUUCGUGAAGGGGAAGACCUUUGGAACUGGUGGAUCCUACGACCUGGACGAACGAUGGGUGGAAGGCAAGUUCGUGGGGUAUUCAAGUGAUGUACACCAAGGACGGGUAGUUCGCUUGGAUAAUGGCAAGUACAUCACGAGCGUGCACUUCAGGCCGUACUUGGUGGAUAGCGACAAAAUUCACCAACCGCCGCCAUUGGAAGCACACUGGCCUGAACCUGAACGUCGAGUUAAGGGGAAAACAACUCUUGCCAGCAUCCAACAGCCUUGUGACCCAGUGGAGCAACUAGCCAAGGAGUACCUGGAAGGAGAAAAGUUUGAGCUGAAGGCCAUCUCCGUGUACACGGGCCACAAUAACUUCACCUCAUUGAUCGUGGCGGAUGAUGCUGGAAUGGGGAUGCACCGGGAUAGCCACAACGAACCGCAUCGGGAAAACGUUUUGGUUCCUUUGGAUUUCUGCGAAGGAGGUGGAGUUUGGGUGGAAUCAAUGCCACAGGAGUUCACCUUAGAUGACGAAUGGAGGAAGGUACCAUCUGGAGAGUGGAGGCGUGGCCGUGUUCGAGAACUACAACCAGGUGAGCCGAUCUGCUUCGGACCACGACGGUAUCACCAAACAGAACCCUGGAAGGGAAGAAGGUUGGUGGUUACAUUGUAUACACCCAGGACAAGUAACCUUGGUCUGGAUUCCAGAGAGGCCCUGAAUGACCUGGGGUUCAACGUACCGGACACCUGGGCGCAGCCGAGAGAAGCGAUGAGUACGUCACUCCAACCGAUGCUUGCGAUGAUUGGAAUGGUUCCUCAGGACAAGAAUGUGGAUGCAGUGACAUUCAGGAUGGGUGUCGACAAAGAGGAGGUCCCUUCGGAGAUCCAGUUAGCCUUGGAAGAAAUUGACAACCUUCAGGAGGAGGUGAUUGAACGUUUGCAACAACGUUCGGCAUGGUUGGAGGACUUCCUGGCUGAGGAGGAGAUACUCCGGGAGGAGCUAGCCAUUGUCAGCCAAGAAGCUAUGGAGGAAGCCAAACAACUUCGUCAAACCUUGAGGGACAUGCUGGAGGACUCUAAUUCGAGGAUCAAUGUCGCUCGGGACAAUGUUCAGAAGGUUUUCCUGAAGGUCGCGAACCUCACUGCGGAAAAUAAGGUGGCAGAUGUGGAGGAGCACCUGAACAACCUUAAGGAGGACUUGAAAGUGACCCUGGAUGUGCCAUUGGAACAGGUCAAGCAGAACCUCGAGAAAUGGAUGGAGGCGAUUGGCAAGGAGCUGCAGAACUUGGAAAAGAACACAGGGGCCCUAGAGAGGAUAAGCAUGGACGAGGCUCGACGGCUGGAGGGUGAAGGUCGUUUACGACUGGUACCGGGAAAGAUGGUGUUCACGAUCAAGCCAGUUAAUGAACCACGACCUACUUCAUCCAGUCCUAUGGCACCACGAUGGAAGCGUAAAGCUCGUAUGGUGAUAUGCGGGAAUCGUAUCGACCUGGAGCACGACCAUGUGAAGGACUUGCUAUACGCUUCUGGAGCUACUGCCGAAAGCCUAAGAGUGGCCCUCUGUAUAGCUACCCUUGCAGGAUGGAGAGCUGGUUCGACGGACAUCACCGGUGCCUUUCUCCUUGCUAUUUGGCCCUCUGAUAAACCCUCCUACGGCGUCUUGGCACCAAAGAUACUACAGCAGGGUGGGUUCAUCACCUCGGAGGAGAUCUUCCUUGUAAAGCGUCCUCUAUAUGGACUUCGCGAGAGUCCAGCGCUUUGGGCAAGCUAUCGCACUGAUGUCUUGAGAACGUUGAGGAUUCAGCAUCACAAGGGACAACUACGAUUGAAGCAGCUGAGAUCAGACUCGGAAAUGUGGCUGAUAAUCCUGGAAGAAGAGAGUGGCGACACGCUCUAUGGCAUCAUCGUGACGUAUGUUGAUGACCUGCUCUACCUGGGGAAGGCUGAAACCGUGGACCUCGUGCAUGGGUGGAUCAGUAAACAGUGGCCAUGUGCUCAACUGGAAUAUGCCAAUCAACCUGGGGGCAUCCGCUACUUGGGUAUGGAGCUGCGCCAGUAUGAAGAUGGCACGUUUUCCUUGGGACAAGCUGGAUAUGUGGAAAAUCUGGUUCGAUCGUAUGGCCUAUGUGAAGAUGCUGUAGCAGGUUUGCCCUGUCCGAAGGAGUGGAUUUGUGAUACCGACAUCACAAAGGACGAGGAGAACUUCUCAGAAGAAGAACUUCGAAGAAGCCAAAAAAUGACAGGAGAGUGUUUAUGGCUAUCGUGCCGUACCAGACCUGAUAUCCUCUAUGUCACCAAUUUCAUGUCGUCAAUGGUCUCAAAACAACCGUGCCUGGUGUAUCGGACUGGUUUAAAGGUUCUCGCCUACUUGAAUGCAACAGCUGGCCUCAAACUCCGAGUGGAUGGGCGGUCUCCAAAGUCCAAGCAGAUCCUAGGCGAUCACCAGUCACCAAAGUCCGAGCAGAUCCGAGGCGAUCACCAGUCACCAAAGUCCGUGCAGAUCCGAGGCGACCACCAGAUUUUCGGAUGCGUCCUUUGCUCCAUUUGGCGGAAGAAGCUUUGGUGCAAGUACAAUUGUCAUUGGAAGAUCCCCUGUCGCAGUAGACAGCCGAUGGUGAGCAUGUCCGUUUGCGAAGCAGAGUUGAUGGAAAGUGCUACUUGUGCAUUGCUCUUGGAAUCAGUUGGUGCAAUCUUGGAGGAGAUCUGCUCAGCGCCUGUUCCCCGGGAGCUGAGGAUCGACAACUCUGCGGCAGGAAGCAUCUUGAAUGGUGCCCCGGGGUCAUGGAGAACAAGACACCUUCGGAUAAGGCAUGCAUACGUGAUAGACAGAGUCGCAUCGCAUGACCUGACUGUCAAACAUAUCCCUGGUGAUCUGCAAUUGGCCGAUUUACCAACAAAACUGCACCCGAAGGCAAGGCUGAUGGAACUGCUGCGACUUUGGGCAAUGUUUGGGAUACCUGAGUUGGAUCGUAUGCAUGCUGCAGAGGACCUCCGUCUGUGCGAUUUGGUGCUGGCGAUGACUGCAAUCAAGUCAAUUGGAGUGGAAGCGAGACAGACCGGAACAAGCUCCUACGAGAAGGAACCAUUAGCAACGACUGGAACGAUGGAGUUGAUACUCCUGCUGUCAAUGUCAUGCGUGGUUGCUGUAGCAUGUUGGGAGUUGGCAAAAUGGUCUGGAACAUGGUGCUGGAAUAAAUUUUUCGGGACUAAGAGAGACCGGAAAAUUAAGAGGCUCCGUCAGCUUGCUCAAUUGGCAGCCGAAGCAGAAGUGGAGAAAGUCUUCGAGCGGACCAAUGAUGAUGCGGACAAGGCAGUGCAAGACCUUGUCAGCGGUGCGAUGAGCGUGGCAAUGAGUUCAACAACGAGCACUACAAGAACUACAAGGCGAUCGGUGGCCAUCCAGACUUUGCCCUGGGAACCUGAAGAACGUAUCGUUCAUGUACCACAGGUGCGUGAGAGAAUUGUGCAUGUACCGGAAGUGCGUGAGAGAACAGUUCGAGUAGAGGUUCCAGUGGCAGAUGAUCGUUAUGAGCGUUCGGAGCAGAUCUACAUGACAGAGAACCUCCAAACUUUGCAUGUUAGCUUGCAUGGAGUGCAAGUGUACAACGAUGGAUCCACGAAAGGACGCCGUGUGGUGACGCUCUUUUCUGGUGAUUCAUAG